This is a messenger RNA of Prorocentrum cordatum, 2976 nucleotides long. The record is from the annotation of a GenBank genome assembly. Lineage: Eukaryota; Dinophyceae; Prorocentrales; Prorocentraceae.
AUGAGCGCCGCGCAGCUGCCGAACAGCACCGCCGGCAGGCCUUUUUGCGGCGGGCGGCGCGCCAGCGGCGCAGAGUACGCCGACGGUGUCACGGAAGCGCAGCUCCAGGACGUCGUCAGCCGUGGCGCCACCGUUUCCCUCGACGCCGAAGUGCAGGCGGCCGCCCCGCAGACCGAUCCCCCCGAACUGUUAGACCGUGGGCCCUUCGAAGAGAACAUCCUGCGCAACUUAGAUUGGUGGGACCUUGUGGAUGUCGAGCAGGCCUUGCUGUGCACAGUGCGGACUUGGGAGGGCGCCCAUCCUUCCCUCGACCAUUCACUGGAGGAGGCCAAGGGUGCUGUCCUCAAAUGUGCCGCUGAAGCUGGGCCGGACCGAGAGCGGGGCUGGCGCCUUCUGAUGCUCUUCGACCGCCUCCUGUACGCCCGCAUGCCGGCCAAAUUGCGACCCCAAGAUGUCACCGCGACGCAGUGGCGCAAACGAGUAGUCGUGGACCGUUUACGGCUCUUCUGGCGGGGCGACUGGAAGGCUCUAUGGGAUGAGGUGCACAUCACCUGCAGGGCGAACUUCAGCGAUGAGCCCUCCGAGGACGACGACUUGAAGCGCCUGGUCGCCCGCAUCGAGGCACUCGGCGCGGCCAACGAGUGGAGCAAGGCGCACAAGGCUGCCGUUGGCUCCGCCCUCCUCGUCACAGACCCGAACGAGCCGGACAACGUGAAGGGGAAGUUCCCUCCCGAGCAGGUGCGCCGGCCCGAGCCCAAAGUCGGAAACGUCGAUGAGCACAAGGACUUCUGGGAGGCGGUUGGCCGGCAGGUGCAACGGGACUGCAAACGGUUGCCCCGCAAGGCAGGUCCUUCCCUUGACGGCAGCCGCUUCGAGCAUUGGGCAUCCUCUUCGGCGGACUCCGACUACGCGAAGCACCUCGCCAUCGCGGCCGUCCAGUUCGCCAGCGGCCAGGCGCCGGAUUUUGUGUACCAAUGCGCACGAGCUGGGCGCUUGCUCAUCCUCCGCAAGAGCGACGGCGGCAUCCGCCCCUUGGUCAUCACCGCCGCGCUCCGGCGCAUUGCACUCCGGGCGGUGACCAAGGUGUUGAACCCCCGUGCCACAGCGCAUGUGGGUGAGGAGCAAUACGCCAUUGGCAGGUCGGGCCCCGUCGAGUCGAUCACCCACGGCAUCCAAGCAGACGUGCUCCAGGACAGCGAACGAGUUGCAGCUUCCCUUGACAUCAACAAUGCUUUCGGCUCCAUGAGCCGCGGUGUCAUGGCCGACGAUGUCGUCACUGCGUUCCCAGAGCUGGCGAACCUCGUGUCCGCCUUGUACUGCACGGACACGCCCUUGAUGUGGGAGGGCGGCGACGGGGAGGUUCAGACCAUCACCGAGCAGACCGGCAUGGACCAGGGGUGCCCUUUCUCGCUGCUCGCUUUCGUGGUCGGCCUCAAGCGGGUCCUCGACCGAGCACGCGCCCUCCUACGUGACGCUGGCCUCGACGGUGGUGUCCGCUUCCGGGCUUACGUCGACGACAUAUAUGUCACAUGCGCCGCUUCGCGCCUCCCCGCGGUCCUCGCAGCCUUUCGCCAAGCCUUGGACGAGUCCGGCAUGACGCUCAGCGAGUCCAAGCUGAAGCUGUGGGGCGUCGAGCGCAACAUUCUGCCGAUGGACCUCCAGCAGUACCACGGGGAGACGCUCCAGGUCUUGGGGCACGCUGUCGAGCGAUCCAGCGGGCAGAUGCACACGUUGUGGCUUGGGGACUCUGGCGGGUCCUUCGCUUCGGUCACGGCCGCCCUCAGAGCUAACCUCGACAGGCUGUGGACAUUGCACGCGGAAGGCGGGCUCCCCAAGCAGGUAACGCAGGCACGGGCGCGAUUGGCCGCGCAGUCAAAGCCACAGCACGUCCUGCGCGGCGCCGCCAUCUCUGCCGAGCAAGCCAGAGCCUGCGACGCCGUGGUCGAACACUUCUGGGCUCGACUGCUCGGCGAAACCGGCAGUUUCGACGCCCACCGCAGGGUGCAGCUACACCUGCCAUUGCGUCACGGCGGCCUCAGCGUCGGCGGGGUGGAGGUGCGUGCCGAUGCUGCCUUCCUUGUCGGCACUCUCGGGGCCUUGGGCGAGUUGAUGAGCACGGUUGGUGUCAACACCGUCGCGGAGCUCCGGCACGUACUCCCGCAGCACGUGGAGGGCAUGAACAGCGCGGUGACCAGCCUGGAUCAGAAGGGGGCGCGGGAGCAGACACGCCUGUGGCAGAGCGACCAGCCCCAACCCGUCAAGGGUAUGCAGCGAGUCUGGACUCGAGCAGUCCAGCGCAACCUGCACGAUCAGCUCCUGGGGUCGGCCACGCAGCGCCAUGCAGCGGCUAUCAGAUCCGCCUCCACUCCGGAGGCCAGCCGCUUCUUGGACCCGCCGGGGGCCGCCUCCGACAAGAUGACGGACGCGACCUUUCAGAACCGGUGGCCGGAUGGGACUAAGUGCGGCGUGGAGUUGGACGACGAGGGCCACCACGCCAGCAUCUGUGAGAUCGGUGGUGCGCUCGUGCGCCGGCACGAUGGCAGCCGUGACCUCGUUGCCGCCCGGCUUGUCGCUGAUUUGCACGCCCCAGUUCGCACAGAGCAGCGGUGUCACCACCUUGACAAGCUCAAGCCGGAUGGCACGAUGUCGGAGGCACGCUUAGACAUCGUUGUCGAGCUGGAGGGCACCACGUUCUUCCUCGACGUCGCCAUCGUCGACGUGUUGAGCACGGACUCGGCACUGGAACGGCAGCGUGCGUCUCGAGACGGCGCCGCUGCAUGCCGCAUGGAGGACGAGAAGCGGACGAAGUACCCCAGUGCCAACGUCGUGCCCCUCGUGAUUGAGAGCUACGGGCGAAUCAACGUGAGCGGCAUGGCAUGGUUGCGCCGGGCGUACCGGGACAAGCCGGAGCUCUUCCAGAGCUUGCUCUGCGCAUUGAGCCACCAGCAGGAACCCCAAGACAGGGGGUCGGGCUGA